Bolinopsis microptera is the source of this 2706-nucleotide messenger RNA. RefSeq lists its product as uncharacterized. NCBI's taxonomy places the organism in Eukaryota, Metazoa, Ctenophora, Tentaculata, Lobata, Bolinopsidae. The coding region runs from base 4 to 927 and encodes 307 amino acids. The record is from RefSeq and is a predicted model, not a curated record. Gene Ontology annotation, molecular function: protein binding. The transcript has 2 exons.
GAAAUGGCUCCUAAAGUGGUGGUACCAGCAGAUUUUGGUAUAGAGAACCUACACUCUCAGUUUCACGGUAACGUGGUCCUAAAGUUACAAGGAGGAGAGGACAUGAAAGCAAACUCUCUGAUCCUGUCUUACCACAGUUCAGUGUUUGUUCACCUGUUCCUGGAACUACAACAGUCUGUUCUGGAGAUGGAGGACUUUGUGGGGGAGGCGGUGAAGAGUUUCCUGGGGGCCCUGUACAGCGGGGAGAUCCAACUAGUGAGGCACUUGUUCAGAGAUGUCAACAAGCUCUGUCACGUCUUCAAAGUGGAGUGGUUGUCAGGGAGAUGUUGGGACUACUUCACUGGUCUGGUGGGUGAUGUUAGUGUUCACACUGACUACCAGACUUUGUUGUUCUUGUUUGAGGAGGCCAGGUUUUGUAUGAGAGUGAUGAAAUGUGACAAGUUUGUGGACCUGGUGGUACAGAAGAUUUGUGGUCUGGAGAACAGAGCUGAGAUAUUUGUUGAACCCUACAUGAAGAACUACACUGAACUAGAAACUAGCCAACUAGAUUUAAUGUUGCAGAUUACAUUAAGUAAUCCAAUGUUCUUGCUGAAAAUAAUGAAGAAGAAUCUGGAGAAUGAAGGAGGAGUAUUCAAUGAAGCUUCUCGUUAUCUGCUGGAAAAUAUUGAUCUUUGUAAAUGCAUUGCUGAUGAUGAAGCUCUUUUUGAGGAUCUGUUUGAUGUUUUAGAUAGUGCAACUAAAUCAUCUGAUUCUGAUGCACUAUUUGUUAACACAUUGUACAGGAAAUCUGUAAGAGAACUCAAGAAAAGACAGCCUUCAAGUUGUUCAUCAGGACUAUCAAAUGUAGCAUACUCUGUCACUGUAGUUCCUCAAGUGCAGCAGAAAUUCCGAAUAUCUUUUGUUCAUUCGAUCAUUUCGAGGACUUAAUGAACGUGAAUUUCUAGAUGUGACUGGAGAGUCUCCUCUUGUUAGAAACUUGUACAUGCUCAUCGAGGGAUUUUUUGCAUUCCAAUAUAAUUCCAAUUUUGAAGUAUUGCUGACACCUAAUAUGGUACAUAAAAUAGAGCAGAUUCGGUCGCAAGAGAGGAUGGAGCAGAAUAUCACCUGAAUUCCUUGAAUUUUGGCAUGACAUUGAUGUCGAAGAGGCUAAUAUUAUAAAAGAAAACGGUUGCGAUCUUACGUCUAAGGAAGAGAGUGUUCGAAGGGUUGGAAAGACAGUCGGGAUGGAUAAUAAAAUAUCAAAGGUAAAUAAGUGCAAAGUUAGAGAUCUGUUUUACAGACCACUAUCUUUUGCUUUUCAUUUCAAACACCCUAACACGAUUGAUUGUUGUUUACCUGGAAAAUGUGGGUUCCUUCUAAAAUGUACCCCUGAUAUGAAGUCUGGUGAACCACACAAGUUUAAAGUAAGCCUUUGUUUAGAUCAAGAAGUAUAUCCUGAGGGACUUCAUAUUCAUCCUGAGUUUGUGAAAGCGGACAAAAUUCAUUUGGUGCCUUUGUUUGAAUCGACUCUGGAAUGAGAUACUGCUUAGCCACUUUCACCUGGAAUGAGUUUGGUAUAAGUGAGGUGAUAAAUGAUGAUGAGGGAUCAUCAUUAAAAUGGGUAGUAGGUGAUGCAUACAUAUUCCCUGAUAACUAUUUUAAGCUGUCUGCGUUCAUAACUUUGUGAUUCGUUUCAGCAAAUUUUACGAUGACAAGGAAUUUCUUGAGGCAGUAAAAACAUCUCCUCUUAUAUUAAACCUGUACAUGCUGAUUGAAGCAAUUGUAGCUUUUACAUAUUGUAAUGGUCAUGCUCAGUUAAUGACUCCCGAUAUGGUACAUAAAAUAGAGGAGAUUCGUCGCAAGAGAGAUGGAGCAGAAUAUCACCUGAAUUCCUGGCAUCGUGGCUUGAUUUUGAUGUCAAAGUGGCUGAUAAUAUUAAGGAAAACAGCCAAGAUCUUAUUUCUCAAGAGGAGAGUGUCAGGAGAGUUGGGAAGAUAGUUGGAACAGACUAUAAGUUAUCAAAUAAUAGUGUCUGUACAAUUUCAGACCUGUUUUCUUACCCUCAAUCCUUUGCUUAUCAUUUCAAACAUCCUGACACUACUGAUUGUAAUCUACCUGGAAAGUGUGGGUUCCUACUGAAAAGCACGCCUAUUUUGAAGUUUAAUAAACCACACAAGUUUAAAGUAAACAUUUGUUAUGACCAAAGAGAAUAUCCCGAGGGACUUCAUAUUCAUCCAGAGUUUGUGAAAGCGGAGAGACUUCAUUUGGUUCCCAUGCUUAAAACAGUUAGCGAGUCGGAAUACUCAUAUUGCUUAGCCAGUUUUACGUGGAAUGAGUUUGGUAUACGCGACAUUUUUCAGCCGGCUUUUUACGAACUGUAUGGUUCUUUUUUUAAUUCCCUACAUUUUCAAUUAGGUAACGCCAACAUACAGUGUGUAACUAGUUUGAAGUUGAUCGCUUUCAUCACAAUAUCAGACCCGCCAGCUAGUUCUGGAGAUUGCGUAAUUGCACCAACUAAUAACAGAGAUUGCGUUAUCGCAUAAUUUGUAUUGUGUUUCAUUUCUAUUUGUAAUUUUUGAUAAUUUUUGUUAUGAUCUCUUGAAAAUGUAGUAACCUAAUUAUGUCUGUUGAGUCUACAGUUUAUGUGCAUUCACCCUAGCUCAUUUUCCAGUACGCGCGAUUGAAAAUCGCUUGUGCAAUACAAUUACUCAUAAGCGCUGACCUUUG